Acanthisitta chloris (rifleman) is the source of this 2823-nucleotide messenger RNA. It is a transcript of the gene TCOF1, whose product is annotated as Treacher Collins-Franceschetti syndrome 1. Lineage: Eukaryota; Metazoa; Chordata; Aves; Passeriformes; Acanthisittidae. The annotation marks the transcript as partial. The record is from RefSeq and is a predicted model, not a curated record. The transcript has 15 exons.
AAAUUGCUCCCUUCCCUUGCGACCUCUCUCGAGGACAUCUUUACCCACUGGGAAAAAACUCCCCCAAACUCCAAGAGAAGAAAGGUGAGUGAUGAGGAGGCAGCCAUCCCAGAAAAGAUCAGAGUUCCUGAUCCUGUGAGCAGCUCUGAGAGCUCAGAGAAAGAAGAGGAUGAGAAAGAGAAGGCGAAAGCGGCAAAUGCAGCCAGCCUGCCUCUGGCCACGAACUCAGGAGUGAAUGUAGAAAGCAGUGAGGAGGAUGACUCCUCGUCAGAAGAGGAAGCACCAGCUGGGAAAAGUGCAGUGACGGUGACACCAGCUGUGGUGGGUGGCAAAGCUGCCAACUCCCUGCAUUCUCCUUCCAAACCCCCUGCCCCAACAGGCAGGGCAGCAGUGGUCCCUGCUGCCAACAGAACUGUGCUCUCAAAUAAGCAGCAGCCCAGUGCAUCAUCUGCAGCUCCGUCCAAGGGCCAGAAACUACCUGGUCCUGGGAAGCCUGGACAUGCUGCAGCAGCCAUGGCCAAAGUAGGUCAAAGCAAAGCACCAGUAACGACCAAAGCACCAGAAAGUUCCAGCAGCAGCAGCUCUUCAUCAGAGAGCGAGGAGGAAAAGGAAAUGCCGACUGCGAAGGCCCCAGCCCCCAAAGAGGAGCUGAAGCAGGCAGCCAGGGCUGCUGAGAGCAGCAGUGAGGAAUCAAGUGAUGAGACAUCCUCUGAGGAGGAGCAGGCAGCUCCAGCCGUCCAGACAAAACCAGCUGUGAAAACAGUGCCGGUUGAUGCAACACCUGUGAAAAGUGCACCUGCUACUUCAGUGUCCCUCAAGAAGAAUGCAGUGAAGCAAACAGCACUGGCACCAAGCCAGACCAAACCUGCACCCACAACGGUUCCUGAGGCUGCACAGCCCAGUGACACAUCAGAGAGCAGCGACUCAUCAGACAGCGAAGUUGAGGUACAUCCAUCAGUAACCCAAACAAAGCCACCUCCGAAAUGCCCCCAGUCCAUCCCAUCCCCAGUGAAACCUGCACCAGCAGCAUCACUUUCCAUCAAAUCAACUCCAGCAAAAUCACUUCCAUUGUCCCAAGGGAAGCCAGCACCAAAAACAGCAGUGCCAAAGCAGGCCAAAGCCCCUCUGGGAAGGACUGCUGCUCCCACAAAGCCUGCUCAAAGUAUAAAGUCAGCAGAGAGCUCUGACUCUUCAAGCAGUGAAGAGGAGGAUCUGCCUGUGCCCAUCAGCCAGAAGAGGUUAUCAGAACAAUCUGAGCCUGUUCCCAGCCUGAGCCAGGCUGCUAAAGCUGGGCCACCUGAAAAAGCAGUGGGAAGCACCUUGAAUAGCAAGGUCUCAGAAAGUGAAAGCACAUCUGACAGCGAAGAGGAGUCCCCUGCGGCACAGAAACAGCCUGCUUUUCCUGCAGUGAAAACCAAUUCUGUGUCCCAGCCAGCACCUGUGAAGAAGGCAUUGGCUUUUGCACCAGCCACAGUCCCUCCACCUGUGGCCAACAGUGAUGAUUCCAGUGAGGAGUCUGAUUCAGAGGAGGAAAUAGUGCCCCCUUCUCAGUCUUCCACUGCUUCUACCCUAAAGCAAACGGUUCCUGUGGGAAAAACUCCAGCCACCACUGCCACCCUGCAGGCUGCUUCACUCCUGGGAAGUUCCACUGCCAAGGCAAAGAAGCCAGACCUGCAGCCAGUGGAGGACACCCAGCUGAACAAGGCCGUGCCGCCCACCCAAGCAGAGAACACCUCAGACAGCAGCAGCUCCUCCGACAGCGACGAGGAGGAGACAUCCAAGCAGCCUCACAAACCUGGCUCACUGCAGAAACCAGGAGAGACCCAGCCAGCCCACAGCUCCUCAGAGUCCAGUGAAGAGGAGGAGGAGGAGGCAGCAUCACAGUCUCUCCUCACAGGCUAUCCGGGCCUCUCCAAGACCCCAGCAGCACCCCAGGCACCAAAGACAGUUCCCUCCCAGCCUGCAGGCCAAAUGGGGCCAGGGAAGGCAACCGUUACUGCUACUAACUCUCACGCCAAGUCCCUCCUGAAAGCAGCCCCAGCCAACAGCUCCAGCAGCGACAGCAGUGACUCUGACACAGAUGACAAGCAGGUGGCUGCAAACCACAAAGCAGAAAACAACCCCCCUCCAGGGACAGAAGCCACAAAAGCUACCAACAAAGAGAAGGCAGGAGGAAAAACAGAGUUAGGUCAUGCCAGCCCCAAACCUUCCCCACUCAAGAAAGCCCUGGCAGUGAACGAGAAUGAUGUUGGUGCAAAAGAGGUGCAAGUGACGCCAGCAUUGUCACAUGCCCUGCCCUCCGUCCCACAGUCAGAGGACUUGAGCUCAGGGAGCGAAACCGAGGUCACCACUGCUGCCAAAGUCCCUCCAGUGCAGACAGUGGAAGGGUUGGAAGCAAAGAAGAAGAAGAAGCAGAAAAAGGAGAAGAAAGAAAAGAAGGAAAAAAAGAAACCGUCCUCCAUGGCAGACAAGGCUGUGAAAACGUCGAAGAGCAAAGACAAAGAGAACAAGAAGCAGAAAACGUCUCGGAAGCGGAAACUGAUGGGAGAGGAUGGGGCUGUGGCGCAGCCCAAGGAGAAGAAACAGAAAGGGCAAGCUAAUGAAGAUGUGCCCAAAAAGAAAAAGAAGAAAGCAGAUGGUGACGUGGAAAAGAUGGCAGACAGCAAGGAAAAGAAAAAAACAGCUAAAAAAAAGAAGACCGGAAAAGAAAAGAAAAAGAGCAAAAAGGAAUCUUCAGAAGGGAAUCCUGUAGCAGAUGGCUCUGCUGAGGUUCACAAGAAAAAGAAGAAGAGGAAGAAAGCAUCUGAGUCUGAAGGAUUGUGA